UUUUUUAUGUACAAGAGGAAGACCCGCUUAGCUUAUCGUACAGUUUUCAAUUUGACCAGUUCAACGUUUCUUGAAAAUUUAAGAGUUCCUGUUUUGGGAAAAAAACAGCAGCAAAGCUUUCCGGUCGUACUACUCGUGAGUCUUGACGAAGCUUCAGAAACUACUUCGAUUACUUGUGAGCAGUCACGUACGUUGAUAACAACACUCCUGAGUUCUCAGAUUACUAUACCAAGACAUCGAUCUGGUGAAAGUUUUCGUGGAACUACACCACAAAAUGGGGAAAUUAUCCAGUCAACCUACUGAACAUUCAGAAUCAUUCCAUCCUUGGUCAGAUACCUUUCAUGAGCAGUGGGUGUGGAGCAGUGAGGAUAAAUCGCCUUCAGUGUACCUCUGCCUAAACAAUAAGUUAGCUUGCUUCUACAUUGACCCAGUCAUUGAGAGCACUGGAACAGCAGGCGUCCGUGGCACAAAGGCCUUCACACAUGGGCAGCAUUACUGGGAAGUUAAGCUGAGUUCUGUGUUUGGCACAUCAAUGAUGAUUGGCGUGGGCACAAAAGAGGCUUUGCUUCAAACAGCAGACUUUGAAUUUGUAGAUUUGAUUGGCAGGGAUGAUCAGAGUUGGGGGUUAUCAUAUAAAGGCAAGAUUUGGCACAAUGGUCAGUAUAGAGGUUACUGUGAGCCAUUUUAUGAUUCAACUGUGAUUGGUGUUCUUCUUGAUAUGGAUGCAGGAACUCUCUCUUACUUCAAAAAUGGAAGGUCUUUAGGACUUGCUUUUACUGGCUUGUGUAACAAAGCAUCAGAGCUCUACCCAAUCAUUUCAUCUACAUCAACACUCUCCGAGAUAGAACUGUGUGACAGCACCUGUAGAUAUGCCUCACUGCAGGAUCAGUGCAGAAUGACCAUAGCAAAGCUUGUUGGUAAAGACCAAAUAGAUUAUCUUCCACUUCCUAGAGGAAUCUGCCAGUCUCUAAAAGGCAUUUAAAGUUAUUAAAGGAAGGUUUAUGUCUACACAUAUAUAUAUGUACAGUGUAUAAAUUGUUUUUAAAUUUUAUCAUCAGGACUGUUCACUUGUUUGCUAAUGCAGUUUUACACUGUCACUUCAUGCAGCAGUCUUAGAUAACUGUAAGAGGAAAACCUCCUUUUGAUGAAAGCUUCUAGCUGAUCCAGUGUGAUUGUAAAAGGUCAAAAUAUUUAAGAUGAUUUGUAACUUAGAGGUCCUCCCUUUCAAUCAAAAUCUUAUCAUGGUUAAGAAGUGUCGAGAUGAAUUUCAAAUCUACAUGAUUUUUCCAAAUCUAUGAAUAGUGAAAUCCUUUCACGGCUGUGUCCGACAUGAGUAACUUUGAUGGCUAUUCAAAAACUUUUACAUCCAGCUGGAAAAAAAACAUAACUAAUAGCUGUUGGGUAAUUGUAAAGAGAGACAAAAUCUCAGUCUAACUACUAAAAAACCAUCUGUCUUCCAAUGUUGGUGAAAACAAUUUGGUAUGAAUUACACAUUCAUCUUUCGCCUUGAUUUGGGUCAAAGAGAUUGCACCCUCAUUCAGAGUUUGUAAAAAGAAACUGUAGAAUUAAUAAUUUUGUACAUUUUCAUUAGUUCAGUUUGUAAUUAAAAAAGGAUAAAUAUUUAAUUUUUUUAUUUGAAAUGGCAUGCAAG
This is a messenger RNA of Stylophora pistillata, 1651 nucleotides long. Its product is annotated as SPRY domain-containing SOCS box protein 3. NCBI's taxonomy places the organism in Eukaryota, Metazoa, Cnidaria, Anthozoa, Scleractinia, Pocilloporidae. Gene Ontology annotation, biological process: proteasome-mediated ubiquitin-dependent protein catabolic process; intracellular signal transduction. Gene Ontology annotation, cellular component: SCF ubiquitin ligase complex. The record is from RefSeq and is a predicted model, not a curated record. Gene Ontology annotation, molecular function: protein binding.